CUGGCGGGAAGAAAUUGCUCGCAGAGCAGUUCUCUGGCUACAGUAGUCGAGAAUCUGCCGCUCACUUAUAAUACGGAUACAAAAAGCUUGGAUCGAACACCGUCUUUGGGGACCGAAGGAAGUGGAUCGCCGCAAAUUGGUGAGUUUUUUCUGGGGUGAUUUUAGGGCUUUCAAAAUAAAUAUCAAUAGGUUACAAAAUUUUUAAAACAGUUGAAUUCGAGGAAAUUUUUAUAUCCCAGCGGACCAAUUUUGUUGUUGAAUUCAUAUCGGGAAAUAUUUUCAACUAUCAAAAUUUUGGGACUAAAUACGUCAGUUCUGAGGAUUAAUUCAUAUAGUAAAAUUCUUGUUCAGAGAUUUUUAUGCUUCCAAAUUGUUCUACUGUGAAUUUCGGUUUCAGAAAUUCGGCUUUUCUAAAAGUUUUGAAUCUUCUAAUGUUCAUAAUUCAAAAAUCCGAGUUUGAAUCAUAAAAUAUUUUUUCUGCCACACACAUACAGUAGACUUUGAAGGGUCACUUUUUACAAUGUUUUGGCUACCAGAUCACCACAUGUUGUUAUAACUCCUAAUCCCAUAUCAAAUUUCAAGCAAUAAACCAAACAAAAUUUCCACACAUACAGUAGACUUGGAGAGGUCAAAUUUUACAAUGUUUUGGCUACCAGACCUCACACAUGUUGUGAUAACAUAUCAAAUUUCAAAUGUUCACCAUAAACCAAGAAACAAAAAAAAGUUUUUGUUUAUAAUAAAGACAUCUCAAAAAUAAUAACAAUAAAUCACGAUUUUUCUCCCCCCGACUAAUGGAAAAUGAAUGUAGAUCAUAAAACAUGUGUGAAAUUGUUUACAACAAGCAUUCUCUCUUUGUUGUGUUGGGUUGUUGAUAGUAAAGACAAAAAAAAACAAAACGAGGGAUGUUUUAUUUCAGAGAACAACAAAUUUCGACGUGGUCAUAUUCGAAGGAGUUCAUACGAAUCGGCACAAAUUCAACUGAAUUUUGCACGUCGAAUUACGACGGCAAAUGGAACACCGGCACUUGCAUCAACACAGUGAGUUUUGGGAAAACAUUGAUGCGUGUGAUAUGAGCAUAUACAUCUGUACAACAAAUAGACAAUAUUUUUAUGCAAAUAUAUGAACACAAUAAGAUGAAUAGAAAGCGCGUUAGUGUUAUUGUUGUUUCAAGUAGAUCACGCUUCGAGAUUAUUAUUUUAUUUCAUGUUAAAUAGUGAUUAGAACAAUGCAAAUGAGGGAAGGAAGUUUGAUUAUAUAUUAUUGUUGAAAAUUGGAAAUUCAAAAAGCAACCUUGGUUAAGCUGAAAAACAAAACAUCCUGUGAAGACCUAAAAAGAACCUCAGACCUCAUUUUUUCAAUAAGUUCCGAAGUUUCAUUAAUUUUUAAAACCCAAGUCAUUUUGUUAGUAAAUUUGUUCUAAUCAAAUUUAAUUUGUCCUUACUUCUCUCCAGCCUUUUUUAUCGAUUUAUUGAAAAUUGAAUGUGAACAGUUUUUAUACAAAUAUUUAAAAGGCGCUUUGUUUUUUAAAAUAAACUUCAAAUCUCCGAUUUCAUUUCAAUUUUCCUUUAACCUAUUUUUCCUUGCAAAAACCACACUAUUCUCGAAGGUUGAUAUACUUUUAUUUCGCUAAUCAAAAACCACAUUAAAAAAGUAGUUCUCAUGGCAAUUUUUAUAUUUUCCCAUUAUUUUUUUUCCUGGAGAUAUUCAGCUUGACGUCAACGUAAUUCAGCUGUUCCCCUCUCUCUUUCUCCCCGAAAAAACAACAUUUGACUCAUCUGAAAAUAUUAUUUUUUCUUUUCUGUUGCUUUCUACAUAUAAAUAAAUGUUCCUCAAACCACAAAAAAUCACUGUAGAACAAAUUCGUAGCCAGCCAUUUGGCAAGAGAAAAACCAGUUAUAUAUUUAUAUAUCUAUAUUAGCCGGCAGGCAGAAAAAAAAAAGAAAGAAGAAGAAAAACGAAAAGUGUUUGGUUGGCGUUUUAUUUUCCCCCCUUUCCUUCCUCAUUUAUUCCUUGUACAAAUUUUUAUACAUAAUUCAAAUGUUCGUUUUUGCAGGUGCUUUGAUGAAUCAUUCUGUUCUUCUUCAAUGAGUGCACGUGCUGAUUGUUCAUCGAGUUCGUCAAGUUCACAAGAUCAACAUUGUUCGGAUUCUGGAGUUUUUUGUGAUUCAAAUUCUAAACCAAAUUCGUUGGAUCGUCAAAGCGAAUUGUCGGAUUUUGAUGAGCCUGGAACAUCGGCUGAUUCUGUUUCUGCAAACACAUCCGAUAGUUCAGUGACCACCACAACAAAGUCGAGGUUUUUCAAUUUCCCCAAGUGAGUUGGGUUAACUUAUCUAUUUGAAAGAUCUUUCAGGAUGAAUGAAAGAACAUACAUGAAAAGGGGAAAGAAAGUAUGAGGGAACUGACUUUAAAGCCUCAAAAAUUUUCCAGUAACAAAAUGAGAUUAGAACACUGAAAAUUAUAGAGCUCCAAAUUUCAAAAAAUCCAUUUUGGGCCAACAAAAUUUAAUAUAUCUGGCGACUGAAACAAUUUUCUCAAAUUUUUAUCAAAUUCUGGAAAAUAUUCCCUUCUCAGAGAAAAACCAUGAAGUCCCUUACUCAUCAAAAAAUCUUUCAGAAAUCUAUUCUCCCGCAAAGAAAAAGACGAGCAGAAAAAUGGUUGGCGAAUGUUUGGCAGCAAAAACCAUAACAACAAUCACAAUCCCAAACAUCUUGUAACUGGCUUGAUAUUGGAAGAAAGACCUAGCGGAUUGCCGAGCAAAAAUGCAGAAGAAGCAGCUCAACACAAACAAAUGUAUCUGAAUAUUCUGGAACAAGCAAAAAAGAAAGAAAUCCGUGCUGAAAAAGAGAGACAGCAAGCGAAUAUUGAAAGAAAACGGCUGGAAGAACAAGCUGCAGCGGCUUGUCGCGUUUGGACCGAGCAGAUACUUCCAAAAUGGGAUGAGAUGUAAGUUUUUUUUUAAGAGAAAAAAUUGCAAAAAAUUUUCGGUGCCUUAUGCUGGAAUCGAACCAGCGACCUUCUGUUUACUAGACAGACGCUCUGCCACUGAGCCAAUAAGGCAGACAUUUCUCCCUGCAGCAAUGUUGAAGAUAUUUCUCUUCUCUCGUUUUUCAACUAGCGAGAGAGAACGCUUUUUUUCUCUAACCUCUCUCUUCAAUUCAACACACAAAUUUUAGGCGAGAUUCAAAACGUUGCCGCGAAUUAUGGUGGCAAGGAAUACCGGCAAAAGUUCGUGGAAAAGUUUGGUCGCUGACAAUUGGAAAUGAGAUUGAAAUCACACAAGAGUUAUAUGAAACAUUGAUUGAACAAGCUGUGAUGGAUAAAUCAAAGCUUGAAGAUAUCAGCUUGGAUGCGACAAGAACUUUCUCAACUUUGGGAAUAUUUCAAAAAGAUGGACCAUAUUAUGAGCAUCUUCUGAAGUUGUUAGGUAAGAUUUUUGAGUUUUGGAUUCAGGGGAAUUUUUCUGAUGGUAAUUAUUUUUAGCUAACAGUUUUUUUGAGUUUUUGAAAAUUUAUGCUAAUUAAGCAGAAAGUGCAGAGCUGUAUGAACAAAAAACUUUUUUGAAUAUUCAGGGGAACUUAUAGUUUGAAAUUGUGAUUUCGAAAUAAAUAAGUUUUGGAGCUGAAAAAUUCAGACUGCAAAUUAAGAAAAAAAUUACCUGGACUGAUUUUUUUUUCGAAAAAUCUUUGUGAAACACAGUAUUCCUUGACACAUUCUUCAUCACAAACAAUUUGAAAUUUUCCAGGAGCAUAUUCAUUAUUCCGUCCACAUAUCGGAUAUGUUCAAUCAAUGACAUUCAUCGCAUCUGUUCUACUUCUUCAACUCGAGCCAUAUCCAGCUUUUAUAGCAUUUGCAAAUCUCCUCGAAAGACCUCUUCAAUCUGCAUUUUUCGGCCUCAAACAACCACAAAUGACGGAAUAUUUCAUAGCUUAUGAUAGAUAUUUAGAACAAGAAUUACCUUCUCUCCACCGACAUUUGGACAAACUCGAUGUUCGACCUGAUUUAUAUUUGAUUGAAUGGACUUUUGCCAUUUUUGCCAAGUCUUUGCCAUUGGAUAUAACUUGCCGGAUUUGGGAUGUUUAUUUUCGAGAUGGCGAAGAAUUUCUGUUCAAAACUGCACUAGGAAUCUUGAAAAUGUAUGAAUCAAAACUUCUAGCCAUGGAUUUUGAUGAUUGCGUUGAAUUCCUCACAAAAUUACCAGCUGAUCAAAUGACUGGCGCUGAUCUUUUCCGGAAUAUUGAACCGCUCAUGAGACCGUAUAACGGAGAAUCAGCAAAAUCAAAGAAAUGUUUUUCACAGGUUAGUUCUAACAAUAAAAAAUAUUGCAAACAACAUUCCAUGUUUUUCAGAUAUUCAAGGAAAUUGAUGAACGUGUAAACUCUGGUCAAAAUAUGCAAAACUUAAAAAUGAGCAAGAGCUUAAGUGGAUUUGUCGGCGAUAUGUUAUCAGAAACCUAA
Molecule: messenger RNA, 4454 nt
Organism: Caenorhabditis angaria
Lineage: Eukaryota; Metazoa; Nematoda; Chromadorea; Rhabditida; Rhabditidae
Source: the annotation of a GenBank genome assembly